AUGUUAUGCAAUCGCGCGCAUAAAGGAAACGGAGAGGCGACGAAGAGCGAGGAUCGAUAUGACAGAUUAGACGCACGUGAGUGCCUGGCGUGCGAGUGACGUAACAGAAACGGCUCUUUUAGCACGAAAAUGGCCGGCGCCGUGUGGGCCGAGGACGAGAUUGGGCGAAAGUGGGACCGUUGCUUUACGGAUGCGAUCCUCAAACUAGGCGGUGGUGUAGCCCUUGGCGGAGUGUUUUCUCUGUUUUUCUUCAAGAGAAGGAGAUGGCCUAUUAUAGCUGGUGCUGGCUUUGGAUUAGGCAUGGCAUAUUCCAAUUGUGAAAGAGAUAUAAAUGCAUCGAUACACCAACAAAAAUCUAGGAGCUGUAAAUCUGAAGGAAAGAAAUAAUUAUUAGGAUCUAUUGUGUAAAAAUAAAAUUAAAGUUAUUAUUAAAAUAAAAGUAUCAAGAAAUUAAAUAACUAUGUUGCAUUAAUUCAUUUUUUAUAUCUCUAAUUUUUAUUUUGGUAGGUAAAGUUUAUUUUAUAUUUCAAUUUCCCUUACCGCAAUUUCUCACUUAAGAUAAUAGAUACAAAGAUUGUUUAGUAAAAGAAAUAUAUUUCUUUUGUAGUGUGUUCAUUAUAAUAAUAAUAAGAUAGAAAAAUACAUAACUAUAACUAGUGUAUAUAGCACUAAAUAUUAAUACGCAUAAAUAUAUAACAAUUGUAAUGUUGUAAUAUGUUAAGAAAAUACAAGAUUUGUUUCUUUAAUUAUUUCAUCGUUGCUUAAAAUUAUUAAAAUGUACUUAUAUAUGUAAACUUGCAUUAAUUAUUAUAAUUUAUAUGUAACGGUAAGCCUGGGAAGCGUACAUGUACAGUUUACAUUUAUAGUAGAAAGUGUA
Molecule: messenger RNA, 877 nt
Organism: Camponotus floridanus (Florida carpenter ant)
Lineage: Eukaryota; Metazoa; Arthropoda; Insecta; Hymenoptera; Formicidae
Product: MICOS complex subunit Mic10
Exons: 3
Coding region: 130-387 (85 amino acids)
Cellular component (GO): mitochondrion; MICOS complex; mitochondrial inner membrane
Source: RefSeq, a predicted model, not a curated record